AUGCGCGGACAAGCCGCCGCACUCCUGGUGCUCGUGUGCCUGGCGAGUCGCGCCUCCGGCCGGCCUGCUGACACGGGCGGUACAAGCAGCGCCAAGAGCGACCACACUGCUCGCGAGGAAACGCUUGCGAGGCUUCUACGGGAGGAGCUGAGGACGCUCGAAGGCUCGUCUUUCCCGAUGUCGGGCGCGCGCCGCGACUCCAUCGCCGCUAUAGUCGCAAGCGAAGACGGUGACCUGGUCGGCUCGUCCGGGCACGUGGACGGGACCAGUGAUGCCAGCGUCGAUCUCGCUGCCGUACCUGAGUCGACUGGCAAUAAUCGGGUGUCCAGCCACCAGCAUUACGAGGUGGGACGUUCGCUGGGCUCCAAGGAUUCCACGCCUUCCGAGGAAGCCAUCGGGCAGCAGCGACCGCCCUCGUACAGGGAAUCUGACCACUUGGCCGAGAAGCGAGCGCUUCCACCGCAUGUGGUGAAGGCGCGUUCUUCCGGUGAAGGUGUCAUGAUGAAGGUCAGGUCUCGCUCGCGGCCCGUGUACAAGCCUCUGUAUUCGUCCAGCGAGCACCUGGCAGCCAGGCCCGCGAUUCCAUUGCCGCAGAUUGAAGCGUAUUUGAGCAGCAAAGCCGCGGAGUCGAUCGCAGUCGGAGCACCGUCUCUAUUGGACGAAGCUAAGGAGGUCGUCGUUGCACCUGCUGUAACGCAGGCCGAAGCACUCCAGGGACUGUCGACAGUGUUGCCGCCAAGAUACUCUUCGACGAAAGCGACUCACCAAACACCGACCGUGUUUCCAUUCGUCCCAAAGAGCACAGCGACUCCUCAGGUACCGGAACUGGUUUCCGAGGCUUUGCCGAAUAAGCCUGUUCUGUUGCACGCCGUUGAGGAACUUGUAGGUGAAGAAUCCGUCUUACAAUCCUCGUCAAAGCCACCGCCCGUGCCGAGCGCAUCUACUACUGAAGCUCCUAGCGUGUCGCUCGACACUACUGUUACGGAAGUUGCGCCAACUACGACACAAGAAUCGAAAGCAGCUGUGACGGCCGAAAAGGGAGCGGCUGUUCCCAGUGUUGAUGAACACGCACCGCAACCACCAAAACAGCAGACAGUGAAGGCAGCGACCACCGCGCCUACUGUGUCAUUUCCGACGAACCUGUAUCUACCAGACGCCCUGGUUUUGUCCAACCAGCACAGCAAACCUCAGCACUCCAGGUUUUCUCCGGCAACCGUUCCGAGCCGGCGGACGGCUACGCCUACGUACCACGAUGAACACAAGACGAGUGCGACGGUUCCGUCGACCAGAGCACCCCCGCCUUUCCCGCCGAGGAGGCGAAUGACAUUCCAGCCUUUCCGGAAAACUACAACAACAGCAAUGCCUCUUGACUCAUCUGUAUCUACGGAUCCCACGCCGCAGUGGCAAAGGGAGUCGCCAGUGCCGCCGCACUACGCAGCAGACGACGAAUUCGACGUCGGUAGAAGGAAGGAACCUACCAUGCGGCCCGUGCCGGAUACGACUAAACACCUUCAUGUAUCAACCGAGCCCUCUGUGAACCCAGAACUGAAAUUUCCCGAUGUACCUGAGGAACAAGACGAAGGCCACCACGUUGAACACUCUCAAUUUGUCCAUCCCGGCGAAAACAAUGUUCCACAGAAUGAGCAAUCUGUCUCUCCCGCGAGUGUGCAAACUCCCUCGGAUACUGGCUCUGCCUUGCCAUCAGCAGACCAAAUGAAAAAACCUCACACUGACUCUGUACCAGCGAAACCUCUUCACUAUGGCCUCGAUUCGGAGGUGGCACCAGCUGUCGUAGCGGCUGAGUCAUCUGUCGCCGAAACAGCUGUCCCGGAUAAGGCGUCUCAGACGGGUCCAGAGGACAGUCCCAAUGCAAAGCCGGCAUCUGACAUCACGCCAAGUCAAGACGAGGGGUCUCUCGGUCUUCCUGGCUCCCUGAGUGACCAGCAGAGUGCUCUCGAAAUCUUGGAGCAACUUCACAAAGCCGAAGAAGCGCCUAUCGAAGAGCCAUCUGCUCUCGCUGACCCACAAGCAGAUGCCGAAUCCCAGCCGUCCUUCAACAUUGAUGACAUGAUGGUGUCCUUAGCAAUGGGUGAAGGCGACGGCUCAGACGGAGGUGAAGACCAAGCGCAGAGCGCGCCACAAGCGCCAGCUCAUCUUAUUGACAUGCAAGGACGGGUGAUCUACUAG
Molecule: messenger RNA, 2187 nt
Organism: Dermacentor silvarum
Lineage: Eukaryota; Metazoa; Arthropoda; Arachnida; Ixodida; Ixodidae
Exons: 1
Coding region: 1-2187 (728 amino acids)
Source: RefSeq, a predicted model, not a curated record